Molecule: messenger RNA, 2114 nt
Organism: Triticum aestivum (bread wheat)
Lineage: Eukaryota; Viridiplantae; Streptophyta; Magnoliopsida; Poales; Poaceae
Product: protein NRT1/ PTR FAMILY 2.3
Exons: 4
Coding region: 151-1905 (584 amino acids)
Biological process (GO): transmembrane transport
Cellular component (GO): membrane
Molecular function (GO): transmembrane transporter activity
Source: RefSeq, a predicted model, not a curated record
UCAUUGUUACGAAUUAAUGUCCAGGCCCAGCCUUGAUUUUGAUUAGAAAAAAUAAAAAAAGAACAAAAUUUAUUUUCUUAACAACCUAUCAAACCCAGCAAGGCACCUUCCAUUUGGUACAUAUACAGCUAUAUACGCGUAGCACAAUCCAUGUACUUCAAGGACACCAAGCUUGGAGCAAUGGCAGAAGCAGAGAUGGAGAGCUCGCCGAGAUCUCAGCCCAAGCCAUCAGACCAAGAAGAAGAAAGGCAAGCGAAAGGAGAGGCGAAGCAAGGAGGAUGGAUCACCCUCCCCUUCAUAGCUGGGAGCAUGGUUGGGCUGGGGCUGGCCAUCAACGGCACCACCAGCAACCUGCAGAUUUACCUCAUCAAGGAGUACAACGUGGAGAGCAUCGACGCGGCGCAGAUCGCCAACAUCGUCCGCGGCUCGCUCAACCUCGUCCCCGUCGCCGGAGCCAUCCUCUCCGACUCCUACUUGGGCUGCUUCCCGGUCAUCCUCGCCGGCGCGGCCAUCAACGUUCUGUCCUUCGUGCUGUUCACUCUCUCAGCGGCCCUGCCGUCCCUGCGGCCGCCGUACUGCCCGGCGCCGUCCGCCGUGUGCCAGCGCGGAACGGCCGGGCAGCUCGCCGUGCUGUACGCCGCGGUGUCCCUUCUAGCCAUCGGCACCGGCGGGACGCGUUUCAACGUGGCCACGAUGGGCGCGGACCAGUUCGGCGGCGCGCGCGACCAGGACACCUUCUUCAACUGGUACUUCGUCUUCCUCUACGCUUCCUUCCUGAUCGGCGACACGGCCAUCGUCUACAUCCAGGACGGCGUGUCCUGGGCCCUGGGCUUCGCCAUCUGCCUCGCCGCGACGGCGUUCAGUCUGGUCCUGUUUCUCCUCGGCGCGCGGUACUACCGGAUGCCCGCGCCAAACGGCAGCCCAUACUCCGAGCUGGCCCGCGUCGUCGUGGCCGCCGUGCGCAAGGCUCGCGUCCAUGUCGGCGCGCUAGGUCCCGUGCCGUACUACGUGGGAGACAAUGCUGUCGUGGACUCGGCCGGCGAGGGCGCUCCAAGCAAACGAUUAAGCUUUCUUAAUCGUGCCGCCAUGAUCACCGCCACCGAGGACCCCAUUGAUGAUGCGUCUGGCGGCCGUUGUGCAAGCGGCUGGCGGCUGUGCAGGGUGCAGCAAGUGGAGGAUCUCAAGUCUCUGCUCGGCGUCCUCCCGCUGUGGUCGUCUGGUAUAAUGCUCAGCGUGUCCAUCGGGGUGAUGAUCGGCAUGAUCAUCCUGCAGGCUCUCGCCAUGGACCGCUCGCUCGGACCGCGCUUCAAGAUCCCAGCAGGAUCCAUCACCGUCUGCUCGCUCGUGGCCUUCAUCGCCGUGACCCCGGUCCUUGACCGUGCCGUCUUCCCGCUCUGGCGCAGGAUCACCGGCAUGCCGCCGUCGCCGCUGCAGCGCGUGGGGCUCGGCCACGUCGUGAACAUUGCGGGCAUGGUGGUCGCGGCUCUGGUGGAGCGCCGAAGACUGAGCGUCGUGCACGCGCACGGCGGCGCCGAUGCGCCGGCCGGCUGGGUCACCCCCAUGUCCGUACUGUGGCUCCUGCUCCCUCUUGGUGUCGUGGGGAUCGGGGAGGCCCUCCACUUCCCCGGAAACAUGGCCUUCUACUAUCUGGAGUUCCCCAAGACGUUGCGGAGCUUGGCGACGGCCAUGGCGCCGCUGCUCAUCGCCAUGGGGUUCUACCUCAGCACGGUGUUCGUCGACGUGGUGAGGCAUGUCACGGCGUGGCUGCCGGGGAACGUAAACCAGGCGAGGCUGGACAACGUGUACUGGACCGUGGCUGUGGCAGUGACUGUGAACUUUGGCUAUUUCCUCGUUUGUGCCAGCCGAUAUAAGUAUCAAAACCAAUCGACCACCGUGGUAAUGUAAAAAAGGAUUUGCAGGCUGAGUCUUGAGCUAUUAUUUUCAUGAUGAAGUGCCUGAUUUCCUUUUUCCUUUUGAGAAAUUAUGAGGGCUUUUUUCUUUGAGAAAUUAUGAGGUGCCUGGUUAGAUUUGGUUUGUCUUCUUCUUGUCUUAGCCUGAUGGGCUUCGUUUGUGGCGAAACACAGGAAUCCAUUUUUGAGCCCGAGCUCAUCUGA